UUGCCGGCUCAGACUGAACUCUGAUAUAAAAUCCUUCUGCUUCUCAAGUUCGUCACAAUCUCUUCUGCCGUCACAGCACAAUGACCACCAAGGUGCUCCUCCUCCUGGCCCUAGUGGCAGCCGCCGCCGCCGAUGGACAGUCCCAAGAGAACCAUUAUGACGGGUACCGGGACGACCCUCAGUACGAGUAUCACUACGGCGUGCAGGACAACUACGGCAACAACCACGGCAAGCAGGAGUCGCGGAACGGAAAACGCAUCGACGGCUCCUUCUACGUGUACCUUCCUGACGGCACCAUGCAGAAGGUGUACUACUACGUGGACGGCGACUCUGGCUUCGUGGCUGACGUGCAGUACGACAGGGCUCACUACGACAGUGACGAGAGGCCGCACGACAGUCCUGAGCGUCGCGAGGGGCGGGGGAGCUACAGGUCAAGGGAAGACUCGAAUGAAUACGGCGAUCGAAGCUGAUUGACUGAUUGAUUGACUGAUUAACUGUUAAGGUGCAGCAUCAACGGGUUCUUUUGUGAUUGUUGCAAGUUCAAACCAGCAAGUGUGGAGAUACAGGUGAAGGUAACAGGUGUGGCGAUACAGGCAACGGUACAAGUAAUGACAGGACGGAUGUGUUACUUGGUGUAGGCGUAUGUGUCAUGUUGCUCGAUGUUUCUGCCUCGUACUAAUGUUUUCUGCAUCAACACCACGUCACUCUGCGUCACCGCCAUCGUCAUCACCACCGUCAUCAAGCACCACGCACUAGUCAUGUAAUACAAAAUAUAUAUCUUGACCAAAAAAGUAUUCAGAUAGAA
This is a messenger RNA of Scylla paramamosain (green mud crab), 805 nucleotides long. Its product is annotated as larval cuticle protein A3A-like. The coding region runs from base 81 to 470 and encodes 129 amino acids. The record is from RefSeq and is a predicted model, not a curated record. Gene Ontology annotation, cellular component: extracellular matrix. Lineage: Eukaryota; Metazoa; Arthropoda; Malacostraca; Decapoda; Portunidae. The transcript has 3 exons.